GGGAGGUGCAGGCUGAGGCGGUUGCGGCGGCUACGGCUUGAACGGGCCUGACGCUGGCGGCGGAAAGUGUCCCGCGGGCGGGUUAUGUGAACGCGGAGCCCUUAGCAGAAGUCAGUGCAAUUUUAAUUUGAAGCAAAACUGAGAAAUGGGUUCCUCUUCCUCUUUCAUCCAUACUGCUUUGUGAUGGCCAUGGCAUAAGGGUUUUUUUUCCAGGAAUCCAGCUUUGCAUUAGCACUGAACAAGAUUUGUGAUGAAAUGGAGCCUGGAACAAACUCUUUUCGAGUAGAAUUUCCUGAUUUUUCCAGUACCAUUCUGCAGAAACUGAACCAGCAGCGCCAGCAAGGACAAUUAUGUGAUGUCUCCAUUGUUGUCCAAGGCCACAUUUUCCGGGCACACAAAGCUGUUCUUGCUGCCAGCUCACCCUACUUUUGUGACCAGGUACUCCUGAAAAACAGCAGGAGGAUUGUUUUACCUGAUGUGAUGAACCCAAGGGUGUUUGAGAACAUUCUCCUGUCUAGUUAUACGGGACGUCUAGUAAUGCCUGCUCCAGAAAUUGUUAGUUACUUAACAGCAGCAAGCUUCCUCCAGAUGUGGCAUGUGGUAGACAAAUGCACUGAGGUUUUAGAGGGAAAUCCUACAGUCCUUUGUCAGAAGUUAAAUCAUGGCAGUGACCACCAGUCUCCAAGCAGCAGUAAUUAUAAUGGCCUAGUAGAGAGCUUUGAGCUAGGCUCUGGGGGCCAUGCUGAUUUCCCCAAAGCCCAAGAACUGAGGGAUGGAGAGAAUGAAGAGGAGAGCACCAAAGACGAGCUGUCAUAUCAGCUUACUGAGCAUGAAUACCUUCCCAGCAACUCGUCCACAGAGCAUGACCGGCUGAGCACAGAAAUGGCGAGCCAGGAUGGAGAGGAGGGGGCUAGCGACAGUGCCGAAUUCCACUACACCCGGCCCAUGUACAGCAAACCCAGCAUAAUGGCUCACAAACGCUGGAUCCACGUGAAGCCUGAGCGCUUUGAACAGGCAUGUGAGGGCAUGGAUGUGCACGCAACCUAUGAUGAGCACCAGGUCACUGAAUCCAUCAAUACCAUGCAGACAGAGCACUUAGUCCAACCUUCGGGAGUAGAGGAAGACUUUCAUAUCGGGGAAAAAAAAGUGGAAGCAGAGUUUGAUGAACAGGCUGAUGAAAGCAAUUAUGAUGAGCAGGUGGAUUUCUAUGGCUCUUCUAUGGAGGAGUUUUCUGGAGAGAGGUCAGAUGGGAAUCUAAUUGGGCAUAGACAGGAGGCUGUCCUAGCAUCAGGCUACAGUGAGAAUAUUGAAAUGGUUACAGGGAUUAAAGAAGAAGCUUCCCAUUUAGGAUUCUCUGCCACCGACAAGCUGUAUCCUUGUCAGUGUGGGAAAAGUUUCACUCACAAGAGUCAGAGAGAUCGACACAUGAGCAUGCACCUCGGUCUUCGGCCUUAUGGCUGUGGUGUCUGUGGUAAGAAAUUCAAAAUGAAGCAUCAUCUCGUGGGCCACAUGAAAAUUCAUACAGGCAUAAAGCCGUAUGAGUGUAAUAUCUGUGCAAAGAGAUUUAUGUGGAGGGACAGUUUCCACAGGCAUGUGACUUCUUGUACCAAGUCCUACGAAGUUGCAAAGGCUGAGCAGAAUACUGAGCAGAAUACGACUGAGGCUAACUAAAAAUAGGAUCUGGCCCUUGAGUGGCAGGCACAAAAAUAAACUAUGGUAAUUAUGCAAAUCUGGGCACAGAUGAUGCGUGCUACUUGCUAUUAUGAGAGAAGCUUAAAAAAAAUGGAAGAUAUUUCUGAAAGACCAGCUCUAAGUAGGCCAAUUUAAAAAUCUAAUUCCUCAAAUUUGUAUGUUCCUGUCCAGGCCUGGAGUGGGUAAUGGGGAGAAGUUAACCCACCUCCCAACUGGCAAGGUAAACCUUCAGGCCCAUUGUUGAGAUUGAGGCAGGUGGACUUGGUGAUAGAGACACCUGCGCUUGGAACUGGACUCCAACCUACCAGUUCUGUUUCAGGUGGCAGCAAAUUUUGAUCACUCAUUACAAGGUCAUGUUGGAAUUUUAUUUAGCUCUCCCCAUAGAUACUUAGGUAAUGUGGAUUUGUUUUGGUAGCUGCCUCACUGAAUGAAAUGCUACUUAAUGUAAAAGCUACAAAUUAUGUGAUUCCUGGGAUGCUAAAUUGAUUAACAGAUCUCUCUUCUCUGGUUUUAUUCUCUCUAAAGGGUAUUUUAACUAAAAACUAUGGCGAUGCUAUGAGGGCGACGUUCUAAGUAUGAAACAAAUAACGGUACAAGCUUCAAUUUCUGUGAGAUGCCACUGUCACGAUGUGUUUCAGAUUCUUGAUAAGGCAAAAUUUUGUAUUUUAGUACUAACAUUUAGUUUGGACAAUUGUAUCUAAUUGUAAUUCUCUAGGGUGCCAGAGAUAGGUAUUUCUAAUUGGUUUGCUGUCCCAAAUCCUGUUUAAUUAUAGCAUCCACACAGUGGGAUCUGCACUGUGGCUAGUAGGCGUCUAGCCUGCUUUGACUCUACCAUGGUACCAUUGACUGCUGCAGCCAUUUCUCUCUCAGAUUAUAAUGCUUCCUGAAGAGGUCAUUCAGUGACCACAGUUAGUGGGAAUGAGCCAGAAGUCAUGGCUGAGAGUUACCUGCAAGCAUAAGGAGUUUAUAGGGGGCUAUAGUGACACUCCAACUGUCAGUGAGAGUUGCUAAGUAGCAGAGUUUUGAGCGGCAGGAGAAAACUGCCCAAGCAAGAGGAAUCUUGAAAAUACACUGGUAAGGGAUGUAGUUUUAGAGGGGCACACUGAGCUAAUGCUGCCAGUUCUUUAGGAGUGCUGGGAUGUGUUUUCAAGGGGGGAAAAAGGAACCCUAACUUUAGAAAGUAGUCUACAGAUUCAUGCUCCCAAAUUCUAGGUAAAGCUGCAUAAAUUUACAAGUCCACAUAGCUGUACUUACCAGAAACCAGCAAGAAAAGCAGCUGUUCUUGCGACCUUUUCUGCAGCUCUGUCAGAUGUUUUAGGUUAAAAAGGAAGCAUAUAUUCAGGAUGCUUUCAAGCUGUGUCAUAUACCUGAAGUUCUCACUAGGGUAGGACAGGGUGCUACUAUUAUGUCAACUUUUCCACAAAUUACUGGUCUUUUACUUCCAAGUGGAAACUUUUUUCCUGAAAAUAAAAACUUUUCCUGGAUUUGAGGUGAAAUUUUGUUUUAAAAGUUUGGCUUUGCUCUAAUGUGAUAGACAUUGCUGGCAAUUGCCUUGAGUCCUCAAGCUCCAACCACAAAGGCAUUUACUGGUUGAACCUUGUCUGGAAAGGAGAAAGAAAGUACUUAUUUACCAGUUAACUCUUGUAGUCAACAUUACAGAACAGGGAUCUAUCUAUUCAUUAACACUGUAUCAUUCUCGAUAUAUAAAAAGCACUUUGUAUUUAAAACUUUAUUAUAGAUAUAUAUAUAUAUAUAUAUUGAUUUUUUUAACCUAGAAACUAGAUAGUACCUCUUGGUUGUUUGCCACAUUAAUAUUCUCUUUGUGUCGAAAAUUCACCAGUUAACAGUCCUUUCUCUGCAUACCUGACAGAUGUGUAUAGAGGUGACUGUGCAAGCAAAGUUCAAUUGCUCCUUCUCUCUUUUUUUUUUUUUUCCAUGUUAGAAGCCAAUGGAUUUUAGGAAUGAUCCUAGCCAUUAUGUGUGAGGAGAAAUUGUUUUUUUAUUCCUACUAAUUUCAGUACUAAGGCAGUGAAGCCAUUUUGUUCUGCCAAAACUGAUCACCUUCUCCCAUGGUAUUAACAAAUCAUUUUCUGCCUGUUUGGAAGGUUUGAUGUGCUGUUUCCCACUAAGAUUGUUAUUCAGAUGAGCAUUGGGACAUUAUGGGAGAAGAGUCUGGGAGGUAAAAUAAAAAUAUUCUAGAAAGUAUUCUAGAAUAAAUAAAAAAUUCUAGGGAAAAAAAUGGUUCUUCAGUUAUGCUGCAAUUAGCACAGCACCUUUGUUAUGAGUAAAGAUGAAGAACUCUUGUUUAACCAGGAGUGGUGGGCAGCCCUUGGGUGGCAGUUUGGGAAGUAGUCACUUGUGCUGGGACUUAUUUCAUGUGUUGUGAAGAAAGGUGUCUUUUAUUGAAAUCCUUAGAUGUACAUCAGCUAAGUACAGAAUUUAAAAUGUAAGUUCCUCACAUCUGCUGUUUUAAGUUGUUUAUGGUAGUUGGGGUUUCCUUUAAAAUUUGGGUUGCUAAUCGGGUCAGCCAGACCCUGUGAGAUGGUUGGGCAUCUGAAAUGCUGGCCAUGUUCAGAGAGGUGGGGGAAAGAGAUUGCCUUAGUUUGGAUAGUGAAAGUGAAUUUUUUUACACUUUGCUUUUUAGGAUUAGGAGAUCAUACUGGAUUACUACCUUUUUUCUCCUGCCCACUUCGGGUUGGAUAGUCUCUUUCCUUAGCCUCAGUACAGCUUUAGAAAAUCUUUAUCCUUCCAAAUGAGUUUGGAUAGUUGUGGGUAACAUUUUCCAAACAGUCUUUCAGGGAUCGUGUUAAUGGCCUACAACCUAAGUAUUUGUCCCCUACUUUGAGUCUUAACUGUGGUUCUUCUCCAGUCCCAGUGGGAAAGGGCUUCAGGGCACCACCAGUGGUAUUUAAUAUUAGUAUUUAUACCAUGCCUUUUAUUUUUUAUCUAUACAUCACAACAAUCUACUUGGUCAAGUAGGGAUCAUCUAAGGAAGGAAUACAGUAGCCUUUCCUUGAGUAUUGAGGUCUAUCCUCAGGCGCUUCUGGGCCCCAGCCUGUUAAUUCUCAUUUGUAGAUCUCACCUUCCUCUAAUCCCUUCUGUAGGCCACGACUUUCAAAGAGUCUGCCCAGAGGGUCUUCAUUCUGGUGGCCAUUUGCUGAACUAAAGUGACCCAGCACUGGCUUCCAGCUGUUGGGAAGAGCUGCUUGGUCUCAGUGACCCCUUCCUGUGGAGGCAUGCGCUCUCCCAAGCUGCUGCUGAAGUGACAUGGGGGCAGAGCAGAAGCAGCUCAGUUGUGUUUGUCCUGGGGAGGGGGAUUUGCUGCAGCCCCCCACUUGGGUGAGGGUGGAGAGGACUCCCAUCACACCAGAUCCACAUUUUUGUCCUUGUAAAGAUCUCUGAUAAUUUAGUAAUGCUGGAAACUAAGCAACAUAUUUAUCCCCUUCCCCAACCCCCACCUGUGCCACACUAAUUUUGUGUUUUAAUUGCUUUCAUGGGUGACUAACUUUGUUUAGUAAAACCAGGGUUUGUUUGUUUGGUUUUUUUCUUUGCUACUUAUACAUUUAAAGGUACAUGUUUCUUUUUUUUUUUUUUUUUUUUAAGGUACAUGUUUCUUAUUUCAGAUCUCUACUGAUAGUGCCCAAUGGGAAGAUGCUGGAACACAUUUUGCAAAUGUGACUUUUUUUUUUUUUUUUUUUUAGUGUUCUUUGAAGCCUGUGUCAUAAUGUCAGUUGCUGCUGCCUUCUUUCCUUUUAUGAGGUUCCUAAUGUUUCUUCCAGAAGAUUACUUUCUUUAUGCAAGUCAGGUGACUCUUAGACCACAAAACCAUUUGAUGAUAAACAGAUUAUCAUUAGGUGCAUAUCUUAUUGAUAUUUUGUGAAAUGUUAUGCCUGUGUUGCAAAAGUUGAAUAGUUUUGUCUUUAUAUAUUGCUGUCUUCAGUGUACAGCAUGGUUUUACUUUAUUGAAUGUUACUGUUUAAUAUUUUCUUCUUAUAGAAGAGACCAUGCCCUUUUGUAUGACAUGUUUUAAUAAAUGUUAUCCGUCAA
Nyctereutes procyonoides (raccoon dog) is the source of this 5739-nucleotide messenger RNA. It is a transcript of the gene ZBTB43, whose product is annotated as zinc finger and BTB domain containing 43. Gene Ontology annotation, molecular function: protein binding; DNA-binding transcription factor activity, RNA polymerase II-specific; RNA polymerase II cis-regulatory region sequence-specific DNA binding. The record is from RefSeq and is a predicted model, not a curated record. Lineage: Eukaryota; Metazoa; Chordata; Mammalia; Carnivora; Canidae. Gene Ontology annotation, biological process: regulation of transcription by RNA polymerase II. The transcript has 3 exons. The coding region runs from base 256 to 1671 and encodes 471 amino acids.